This is a messenger RNA of Grosmannia clavigera kw1407, 873 nucleotides long. RefSeq lists its product as uncharacterized. Lineage: Eukaryota; Fungi; Ascomycota; Sordariomycetes; Ophiostomatales; Ophiostomataceae. The transcript has a single exon. The record is from RefSeq and is a predicted model, not a curated record. The coding region runs from base 1 to 873 and encodes 290 amino acids.
AUGACCGAGACACAUACGACAACAAAGAACGCCGUGAACACUAUAACUGAGUCUCUCCCAUCCGCAACCACUUCUGCUCCCCAAACUACCUCUUCCUCGACUUCCAGUAAAGCCCCGAACCACCGCUCCUCCUCCACCGCCAUGUUUGCAGCCGGUUGCUUUAUGGCAGUUUUUUCUUCGGCGGUCUUCAUUUUCUUGAUCGCUCGGCUGCAGUGGAAGCGUAUAUCCCCGAUUUUGGCAGCUGUCAAGAUGCAAUGGAAACGCGUGUUCCGGGCUCUGGAGGGCUGCCACCGCUGGCUAGUCGAGACGGCUGUGUCGGUGAUGGCCAGAAUGAAGAAAUCUACAAACCAAAGCACCAAGCGGAUCACCCGCUGGUUUGACUCUGACUUCAGGGACAAGAGCCUGCCGCCAAUCCCGUCGACGACAUCCGAACGUCAGCCAUUAUCGUCGGAGCCACUAAAUCUGCUCUCCCCGUCGCCAAUGUCGUCGUUUGUCCCAAUCCGCGCACUAGAACCAUCUCCCUGGCCACAGCCGCUUGAGAUACGCCAGUACCCGUUUCACUAUCGACCCAAUCUAAGGCGUGAAUGGCGAAACUUCCGCCCUACCGGGGAGCAGCAACAGCCUGCUGAGCUGCCGGUUGUUGAGUUGCCUGCAUCGCCGGUACCGUUGCAGUUGCUGCAGGCAAGAGGACUUGGCGUGCAUCAGGGAGCCGAUACCAUGGGGAACGGCUACAACUCGCUUGACGAACCGCAGAUCCAGCAGGCCCAGCUACAACGGUUGCAUCGUAUACAGAAUAUGGUGCAUGUGGUGCGGCCCCCGGCUCUGCAACAGUAUCGGCCUUACCGAAAGCCGCUGCAGAGGGUUGCCUCCUGA